This is a messenger RNA of Pleurotus ostreatus (oyster mushroom), 675 nucleotides long. RefSeq lists its product as uncharacterized. The record is from RefSeq and is a predicted model, not a curated record. NCBI's taxonomy places the organism in Eukaryota, Fungi, Basidiomycota, Agaricomycetes, Agaricales, Pleurotaceae. Bases 1 to 675 code for a protein of 224 amino acids. Gene Ontology annotation, molecular function: F-box domain binding; protein tyrosine/serine/threonine phosphatase activity. Gene Ontology annotation, biological process: negative regulation of protein binding; negative regulation of SCF-dependent proteasomal ubiquitin-dependent catabolic process; protein dephosphorylation. Gene Ontology annotation, cellular component: nucleoplasm; cytoplasm. The transcript has 7 exons.
AUGUUUCGAGUCAAAUUGAAUGAUGAGCAAUUGCGCAACGUUGUAGCCGGCCCAGGCGACGUCGAGUGGCGAUACGAAAUGCGGCGGGAAUGUCAAGAAAUCCUCCCUGGGCUUCUUCUUGGGCCGUUUGUCGCCUCCAAGUCGCUCGAAACGCUUCAGUCGCUCGGAAUCACCCACAUAGUAUGUAUACGAGAUGCGAAAGAGGCAUUCUCAGUCCGACCACGCUUUCCGCAGCAGUUCACGUAUAUGACUCUUGACGUGGAGGACAACGAAGAGCAGAAUCUCAUCCGUCUGUUUCCUGCUGCGAAGAAAUUCAUCGACGACGCAAUCAGUCGCAAUGGGCGCGUCCUCGUGCACUGUAACGGCGGCAUAAGUUUGUCUCCAGCAUUUGUGGUCAUGUUCGUCAUGCAAUAUUACAACAUGAGCUGGGAAGACGCUCUGCAUACCGUACAAAACCGACGUUACUGCAUCUCACCGAACGGCGGAUUUCUGACACAGAUCAAGGAAUACGAGGCGAUAUAUAAAGCCAGUUUGGCUUUGGAAGAAUCGCCAUAUCAGAAUUCAAAUAAUGUUUCUAGACGGAAGAGGGACGACGAUGACGACGAUCGAGCGGAGGACCGCAAACGACCGCUAGUUGAUAUGGACGGGGAUGACCCAGAUGCUAUGCAGACAUGA